Messenger RNA from Oryza sativa Japonica Group (Japanese rice), 1292 nucleotides. Its product is annotated as transcription factor HEC2. NCBI's taxonomy places the organism in Eukaryota, Viridiplantae, Streptophyta, Magnoliopsida, Poales, Poaceae. The record is from RefSeq and is a predicted model, not a curated record. Gene Ontology annotation, biological process: regulation of DNA-templated transcription. Gene Ontology annotation, molecular function: DNA-binding transcription factor activity; protein dimerization activity.
GCCACAUGUACCCAUCCUUGUCCUAUAAGUAGCCUCCACUAACUUGGUAACAACACAAACACAAUCCUAGCUACCUUCUACACUUGCUCUCUCUCUAGCUAAGCGGCUUCUAGCUGCCAGCUUCCUCACUUGUCACUUGAUCAUCUACUCAUCUCUCGAUUUUCAAGUUGUCAUCUUGAAUUCUUGAUCGAGUUUCGUUUCGUGGGCAGCUAGCCUUUGAAUGGAGUUUGACAUGCUGAACUCCAACCCGGAGGCGCAGCUCGAGCUGAUGAACACAAUGCUACAGCUGGAGCAGCUGAGCGCAUUCCCUGACCACCACGGCAUGGUGGUGCCGUGCUCUCCCACUUCGCCAUGCAUGGGAGCGCAAGGUGGUCAUCAUCACUUCUCCUCGGUGAAUCAUCAGCCAGCUCACGGCGUCGUGUCGUCAGGUGGCGCCAACACCGGCGACGGGUACCGCGACCAGUACUACACCCAGCUGCUUCCCGCCGCCGCGUACAGCAACGCGGCAGGCGGUGGCCGCGGCUCGGAGUACCACACGACGACGACGACGCGGCCGGCUUCCGGCGGCGGCGGGGACGGCGGCGUGGGGCCGGCGGCGAUGAGGGAGAUGAUCUUCCACAUCGCGGCGCUGCAGCCGGUGAACAUCGACCCGGAGACGGUGCGGCCGCCGAAGCGCCGGAACGUGCGCAUCUCGACGGACCCGCAGAGCGUGGCGGCGCGGAUGCGGCGGGAGCGCAUCAGCGAGCGCAUCCGCAUCCUGCAGCGGCUCGUCCCCGGCGGCACCAAGAUGGACACCGCCUCCAUGCUCGACGAGGCCAUCCACUACGUCAAGUUCCUCAAGACUCAGGUGCAGUCGCUGGAGCGCGCCGCCGCCGCCAACGGCCACCGCCCGCCGCCGCCCACCGCCACCUCCGCCGCCGCCGCCACCGUGGCCUACCCUGGCCUGAACGGCCAGUGGUAGAUAUAUAUCGCGUACGUCCAUCCUCCCGUGCUCCUGCCCAAAAUCGUCCGAUCGACAUGUACGUAUCCAUGAGGCCGUGCACACACCAUGUAAUGACGACCGAGACCUGCAUUCAUCACCGUUUGCGACGACGGCGCGUCGGUAGCUCUAGCUAGCACCUGUACGAUCACAUCUCUGUACAUUAAUAUGUAACGUAGUGGUACUAUUUAUCUAGUGCGCAUCAUGCAUGCGCACAAAACUUUAGUAUAUGUAGUAGCUUGUACAUUGUACGCCACCAUGCACGCAUCUUUUCACCCCUUUUGCUAUAUGAAUCGAUCGAUCUAGCCAUUUC